UAAGUGGGCGUGGUCCCAGUGAAGCGCGGGAAGUCCAGAUUUUCCCGGCGGUGGUGGCUGUGUAACUAUGACCCUGGAGCAGGAGCUUCGCCAGCUAAACAAGGCCAAGGCCAGGGCCCAGAGGAAUGGGCAACUCCGCGAGGAGGCGGUCUACUGCCACCAGCUGGGGGAGCUGCUGGCUGGCCACGGCCGCUUCAUGGAAGCUUUGGAGGAGCACCAGCAGGAGCUACGUCUGCUAGAGAGUGUCCAGGACACCCUAGGCAGCGCAGUGGCCCACCGCAAGAUCGGAGAACGGCUGGCUGAGAUGGAGAAUUACUCUGCUGCCCUGAAGCACCAGCAUCUCUACCUGGAUUUGGCUGCUUCCCUGUCCAACCACACUGAAUUGCAGAGAGCCUGGGCCACCAUUGGCCGCACCCAUCUAGAUGUGUAUGAUCACUGCCAGGCAAGAGAUGCCUUACUUCAGGCACAGGAUGCCUUUGAGAAGAGCUUAGCUAUUGUGGAUGAGAAACUAGAGGGGACACUGACCCAGCGAGAGCUGAGUGAGAUGCGGGCUCGACUCUACCUCAACCUGGGCCUCACCUUUGAGAGUCUGCAGCAAACAGCCCUGUGCCAUGACUACUUCAAGAAGAGCAUCUUUCUUGCUGAGCAGAACCAUCUCUAUGAAGAUCUCUUUCGGGCCCAAUACAACCUGGGUGCCAUCCACUGGCGCGGAGGGCAGCACUCUCAGGCCAUGCGCUGCCUGGAGGGGGCCCGGGAGUGUGCACGCGCUAUGAAGAUGAGAUUCAUGGAAAGUGAAUGUUGUGUGGUAGUGUCCCAGGUACUUCAAGAUCUGGGGGACUUCCUAGCUGCCAAGCGAGCCCUGAAGAAGGCCUAUAAGUUGGGCUCCCAGAAGCCUGUCCAGAGAGUGGCUGUCUGUCAGAGUCUCAAACAUGUAUUGGCAGUGAUCCAGCUGCAGCAGCAGCUGGAAGAGGCUGAGGGCAAUGAUCCUCAACGUGCCAUGGCUAUCUGUGAACAGUUGGGGGACCUUUUCUCCAAGGCGGGUGACUUCCCAAAGGCAUCAGAGGCUUACCAGAAGCAGCUGCACUUCGCUGAGUUGCUGAACAGACCAGAUGUCGAGCUGGCUGUCAUCCAUGUCUCCCUGGCCACCACACUGGGGGACAUGAAGGAUCACCGCAAGGCUGUGCACCACUAUGAAGAGGAGCUGAGGCUACGCAAGGGCGGUGCCCUGGAGGAAGCUAAGACUUGGUUCAAUAUCGCGCUGUCACGUGAGGAAGCGGGUGAUGCGUAUGAGCUGCUAGCACCGUGCUUCCAGAAGGCUUUGAGCUGUGCCCAGCAGGCCCAGCGGUUCCCCCUUCAGAGGCAGAUUUUACAGCACCUUUAUACCGUGCAACUAAAGUUGCAGCCCCAAGAUGCUCCUAGCACUGAAAUUAAACUGCAGAAACUGAGUGUGGCAAAAGACACAGAGGAAGAGGAGGAGGAGGAGGAAGAGGAAGAAGAAGCCAGUGAGGCCCUGGAGACCAGUGAGCUGGAGCUCUCGGAGAGCGAGGAUGAUGCUGACAUUCUGUCUCAGCGGCUGGAGGAAGAUGAGGAGCUUCAGGGCUGUCUGGGCCGGCGGAAGGUAAACAAGUGGAACCGGCGCAAUGACAUGGGAGAGACCCUGCUGCACCGAGCCUGCAUCGAAGGCCAACUGCGCCGCGUCCAGGAUCUUGUGAGGCAGGGCCACCCCCUGAAUCCCCGAGACUACUGUGGCUGGACACCUCUACAUGAAGCAUGCAACUAUGGGCAUCUUGAGAUCGUCCGCUUCCUCCUGGACCACGGAGCAGCAGUAGAUGACCCAGGCGGCCAGGGUUGUGAUGGCAUCACCCCCCUGCAUGAUGCCCUCAACUGCGGCCAUUUUGAGGUAGCCGAACUGCUCAUCGAGCGAGGGGCAUCUGUAACUCUUCGUACCAAGAAGGGCCUCAGCCCCCUGGAGACGCUGCAGCAGUGGGUGAAGCUGUACUUCAGGGACCUUGACCUUGAGACAAGGCAGAAGGCAGUGUCCAUGGAGAGGAGGCUCCAAUUGGCCUCCUCAGGCCAAGUGCCCCACGGCUCCUCUGCCCUCCAGAGCAUCCCAAGUAACCAUCUCUUUGAUCCUGAGACCUCUCCUCCCUCGAGCCCCUGUCCAGAACUUUCCCUGUGUACCCCUAGACCUCCAGAAGUUUCUCCGGCCCCUGCUAAGGUCUUUCUGGAGGAAACUGUGUCUGCCGUGUCCAGACCUCGGAAGAACAGGCACAGGCCAACCAGCAGCAGUAGCAGCUCAGAGGACGAGGACAGCGUGGGUCCCUGCAGGCCAUCUCAGAAAAGACCGAGACCGCCCACCAAAGCACAGCAGGAUAAAGCCCAGACCCCUGAGCCGUCGUCCAAAAGUAGAGAGACAGCCACAGCAACUGCUUGCCGCUCUGCUUACCGAGCAGCCAUCCGAGGAGUGGGCAGUGCCCAGAGCCGCCGCAUGGUACCUGGACUGCCUCGGAGCUCAGACGAGGUUCCUGCCCCCAAGGCAGCGCUCAUACCCCAGGAGGAAUUCCUGGCUGGGGAAUGGCUGGAGUUAGAUACACCCCUGAGCCGUUGGAGCAGGCCCAGUAACUCAGGGUCAGACUAUGAGCGAUGCUCUGUCCGGCGCCGGGCUGGUGCCAAGCAGAGUCACCUAACAUGUCUCGAUUGGGGCACACGGACUAAAGCAGGAGAUGGCAGCCCGGCUGCAGAGCCUCCAGAGAGUCCCAGCGUGCCUAGGACCUCAGGACCCACCAGGGAAAAUUGCACAGCAGGCCAGCCUUUGCUUCUGGUCCAGCCUCCUCCCAUCCGGAUUCGAGUUCAAAUUCAGGAUAACCUUUUCCUCAUCCCUGUCCCACACAGCAGUGACGUCCACUCUGUGGCCUGGCUAGCAGAGCAAGCUGCCCAGCGCUACUACCAAACCUGUGGGCUACUUCCAAGGCUCACCCUACGGAAGGAUGGAGCCCUGUUGGCUCCGCAGGACCCCAUCCCCGAUGUGCUGCAGAGUAAUGAUGAGGUGCUGGCCGAAGUGACCUCAUGGGACCUUCCCCCGCUGACUGACCGCUACCGCAGGGCCUGCCAGAGCCUGGGGCAAGGGGAGCACCCGCAAGUGCUGCAGGCCGUGGAGCAGCAGGGUUCAAGCCCUUCAUUUAGUGCCUGUUCCCUGGCUUUGUGCCAAGCCCAGCUCACGCCCCUACUGCGCGCCCUCAAGUUGCACACGACGCUCCGGGAGCUGCGCCUUGCUGGGAACCGACUAGGAGAUGCCUGUGCUGCUGAGCUGCUGGCGACCCUGGGCACCAUGCCUAACCUGGUCCUCCUUGAUCUCUCUUCCAAUCACUUGGGCCAGGAAGGUCUACGCCAGCUUGUUGAAGGCUCCUCGGGACAAACUGCUCUACAGAACUUGGAGGAACUGGACUUAAGCAUGAAUCCACUGGGAGAUGGCUGUGGCCAGGGCCUGGCCUCCCUUCUGCGGGCCUGCCCCAUGCUCACCACCCUGCGCCUGCAAGCCUGUGGCUUUAGCCCCAGCUUCUUCCAGAGCCAUCAGGCUGCUCUGGGUAGUACCUUCCAAGACGCUAAGCACCUGAAGACCUUGUCCUUGUCUUACAAUGCGCUCGGUGCUCCUGCCCUGGCAAGGGUGCUGCAGAACCUACCGGCCCAUGCCCUCCUACGAUUGGAGCUUAGCUCUGUGGCAGCCAGCAAGAGCAACCUGAGCCUCAUGGAGCCUGUUAUCAAAUACCUGACCAAGGAAGGCUGUGCUCUGGCCCACCUGACCCUGUCUGCGAACUAUCUGAGUGACAAGGCUGUGAGAGAGCUGAGCAGAUGCCUCCCUUGCUGUCCCUCACUUGUCUCUCUGGACCUGUCUGCCAACCCUGAGGUCAGCUGUGCCAGUCUGGAGGAGCUCUUGUCUGCCCUCCAAGAGCGGCCCCAAGGCCUCAAUUUCCUUGGCUUGUCAGGCUGCUCCAUCCAGGGGCCCCUGAGCUCCGACCUCUGGGACAAGAUCUUCGUGCAGCUGCAGGAGCUGCAGUUGUGCAGCAAACACCUGAGCACACAGGACCGAGACGCCCUAGUUGGGAGACUGCCGGCCGGCGCCUGCUCACUGGACCAAGGCUUAAGUUGGGAGAAUGAGCGCCGAGCUGUCGAUUGGGCUUCCCGGCAGGCGCAGGCGGAAAAAGCGAGCCCCGAGCUGCUGUCGCCAUCUCCGGGAUUCCAAACGCCCCAGGUCUCUGUGCUGUAGCUGCCAGGGCCUGCAGGAUGUUUCACGGAAUCCCAGCUACUCCUGGCGUUGGAGCCCCUGGGAACAAGCCGGAGCUGUAUGAGGAAGUAAAGCUGUACAAGAAUGCUCGGGAGCGGGAGAAGUAUGACAACAUGGCGGAGCUGUUUGCAGUGGUGAAGACCAUGCAGGCCCUGGAGAAAGCGUACAUCAAAGACUGCGUCACCCCUAAUGAAUACACUGCAGCAUGCUCCAGGCUCCUGGUCCAGUACAAAGCUGCCUUUCGACAGGUUCAAGGCUCAGAGAUCAGCUCCAUUGAUGAAUUUUGCCGGAAGUUCAGACUGGACUGCCCACUUGCCAUGGAGAGGAUCAAGGAGGACCGACCCAUCACUA
Myodes glareolus (Bank vole) is the source of this 4633-nucleotide messenger RNA. The record is from RefSeq and is a predicted model, not a curated record. Lineage: Eukaryota; Metazoa; Chordata; Mammalia; Rodentia; Cricetidae.